This is a messenger RNA of Sphaeroforma arctica JP610, 686 nucleotides long. RefSeq lists its product as hypothetical. NCBI's taxonomy places the organism in Eukaryota, Ichthyosporea, Ichthyophonida. The coding region runs from base 42 to 437 and encodes 131 amino acids. The transcript has a single exon. The record is from RefSeq and is a predicted model, not a curated record.
CAAAUAGAUCGGAUUAUUUCUAAAGAAAAUCCCCAGGAGACAUGUCUGUUAUUGAACAGACUCAUCAGUUCCCGCCUGGUAAGUUUCAGCUCGUUUUGAAUUUGACGAUGCCUAACAGCAGUAUUUCUUUUUUCCGUGUCUUCUACUAUGCGUUUCAAGUGUCUUAUUUCGGCUUUCAAGGACAAAAUUUGGUUAUGAAGAUCCUGUACAUUACUGUUUGCACCGGUGAAGUUGCUGCCAUUAGCACUUGUGUUGCCCUCUAUUUCCUGUGCGCAAAAGUCGUCUGUCCCAGCGAUGAUAAUAACUAUCGGUGCGCGGACAACCACAUUCAGUAUUUCAUCAUCAGUGAUGUACGGGCAUUUUUGCCUCAACAGAUUGAUACGUCGAUUAUGAUGGCUCUCUGGGACAAGGAUACUCCGGUUGAGGCUAAGCAAUAAUGCAAUUAUAGAUAGGUUUUUUCUUCUGGUGGGUGUUGAAAAUUAAAAUUUGUAAAAGACCCUCCACGACUUCACUUAAAAAUUGUAAAUUCAGUAAAAUAGUGUAUUGCUGCUGCAGCGCUAGCGGCUUCUCUCUCCAUAUUUUUAUGUUCGGCCUUACGUUUCUUUGCAGGCGUAUCGUCUUUCUUUGUCAUAAUCUUAACUUAUGACAUCAGUCUUAUUCUCUUCAGGAAUGACUGUGCUUUCUUG